Molecule: messenger RNA, 498 nt
Organism: Prorocentrum cordatum
Lineage: Eukaryota; Dinophyceae; Prorocentrales; Prorocentraceae
Source: the annotation of a GenBank genome assembly
AUGGUGGCCGGCAAGCGCAGGGCUCUGCUGCGCAUCCCGCCCAGAGCACCCGAGCCACAGCAACGAUGGCUCGACGCUGCUCCCCGGCAGGCUUUGCUGCCUCGCGGAGAGGAGCGAGGAGGCGAGAAGCAGGCAGACGACGACGAGCGCGCCGGCGGGAGCCUGGGGCCCGCGGUGCGGGCGGGCAGGCGGAGGAAGGGGCCGGGCGGAGGCACAAGGGGGAACAACCACUACGAGACAGGCCAGGUCAGGGGCAGGAAGAGAAGAGCCGCGCGCGACGAGGCUGCGGAUCCUGCGGCGGCGACCCGAGCAGGGUGGCCGACCGGAUCGGCCCUCGCACGUGGCGGCAGUUUCGUUUCGCGGUUCGCACAACAAAACAUUGACGGAAUGUACUGGCAGCAGGUCGGGAAACCCGGCAACCCUGUGGCGAGGCACCACCAUCAUAAUCCAGACUAUACGAUGGGAGUCAGCAGCGUUGCCAUAAACAACGCAAACUAA